Molecule: messenger RNA, 2233 nt
Organism: Solea senegalensis (Senegalese sole)
Lineage: Eukaryota; Metazoa; Chordata; Actinopteri; Pleuronectiformes; Soleidae
Gene: aifm4
Product: apoptosis inducing factor mitochondria associated 4
Exons: 19
Coding region: 154-1764 (536 amino acids)
Cellular component (GO): cytoplasm
Molecular function (GO): flavin adenine dinucleotide binding; oxidoreductase activity, acting on NAD(P)H; 2 iron, 2 sulfur cluster binding
Source: RefSeq, a predicted model, not a curated record
UGGUGGAGGAACACGGGUCUGAAGCUUAGCUGCCUGUCACACUUAAACGUUCUCGUGCUUUUCGCGUUUUCCAGAACUCAGGGUGGUUUUGUGUCUGCUGAAAACUCUGCACACACAAACUCUUCGAACGGCUGAAAGAAAAACAGUAACAGCAUGACUCAGCACCAUGAGCCAGGUCAGGAGCAGGAGGAGGUGACUGGAAUGGUGUGUCAGGAAGACGACCUGAAGGAUGGAGAAAUGAAGGAAGUCCUUGUCGGAGACCAGAAGGUACUGCUGGUCCGCACCCAUGGUCAAUACAGUGCUGUUGGAAGCCGGUGCUCUCAUUACAACGCCCCUCUUAUCAAUGGAAUAUUGGUUGGCGACAGAGUCAGAUGUCCCUAUCAUGGUGCUUGCUUUAACGUCAAAACUGGAGACAUUGAAGACUAUCCAGGUCUGGACAGUCUGCCCAGCUAUAAGGUCAAAGUUGACGAUGGCAAGGUGUACGUUUCCAUCAACAAAAAAUCUCUGACGAUGAACAAGCGAGUGAAGGAGAUGUGCACCAUGGACGCAGACGUCAAACACACAGUUCUGCUCAUAGGUGGAGGCCCUGCCUCGCUGGUUUGUGCUGAGACACUGAGACAGAACUGCUACCAAGGUCGAAUCAUCAUGGUCACCAAGGACACCCUCCCUCCAUAUGACAAACCCAAAAUGAGUAAAGUUAUGAAUGUGGACAGCAGCAGUGUCCUCCUCCGGUCAAGUGACUUUUAUCAACAGCAUGGAAUAGAGUUAUGGACAAAGAAGGAGGUGGUGUCAGUAAACCCAGCAGAUAAGGUGGUGAAGUUGAGCGAUGGCGUUUCGCAACCUUACGACCAACUCCUCAUCGCAACUGGCUGCAGAGCGCGGCCGCUCAGCUGUCCUGGUUCUGACCUGCAGGGAGUGAAGAUACUACAGAGUUAUAACGACGCCAAAGACAUUUACAACGCCUGCCUGGGCAAAAAGGCUGUUGUCGUCGGAACUUCGUUCAUAGGCAUGGAGGCAGCAUCGUUCCUGUCCGACAAAGCUUCCAGUGUGGUCAUGGUUGGAACGUCCACAUACCCAUUUGAGCGUUCUCUCGGCCCAGAAAUUGGCAAAAUGACAAUGGAGAUGAUGGAGGAAAAAAAUGUGAAGUUUUACAUGAAUGACGGAGUCACUGAGAUUAAAGGGGAGAAUGGCACCGUCAAGGAGGUGGUGCUAAAGAGUGGCACGGUCCUCAAAGCUGAUGUGGUCAUUGCUGGAAUUGGAGUAAUUCCUAAUUCAGACUUCCUGGAAGGAAGUGGAGUGGAGGUGGAUUCAAGAAAAGUUGUGAUUGUUGACAAGUUCAUGAGGACCAACAUAAUAGACAUUUUUAGUGCUGGAGAUGUUACCUCCUUCCCUCUGGCCAUUCGUGGAGACCAGCGAGUCAACGUUGCUCAUUGGCAAAUGUCACACGCUCAAGGAAGAGUCGCUGCCCUCAACAUGCUGAAGAAAACAACCAAAAUCGAGUCGGUUCCUUUCUUUUGGACUGUGCUGCUGGGAAAGAGUAUAAGAUACACAGGCUAUGGAGAAGGAUACAGUGAAAUAAUAUUUAAAGGCAAAGUGGAAGAGAGGAAAUUCCUGGCGUUUUACAUCAAGGAUGAGGAGGUGGUGGCGGCGGCCGGUCUGAUGUCCGAUCCUGCUGUGGCUCAUCUCGCAGAGCUGAUGGCAUCUGGACAGAGAUUUAAAAAGGCACAGGUUCAGGCGGAUGACCUGAGCUGGCUGCAGAUGUGACCAAGGAUGUUUACUGUAUGGAGAUGAAGGAUGUCAGCUUUCUCCUCCUCCUUUCCAGUCUUGGUCAGAUUGUGCUAAACUGGAUUGCUCCACACCAGUCCUCCUGAUGGCCAAUUAAGGUCGCUGCUUUUAGGAAAUACACCGUUACCAUAGCAGCAAGCGCAACUUUAUUGACUUUGCACUUUGUGCACUGAGUGACUAAUCUAAUCUCUGCCUGUAAUAAAUGUAGCCUGGAAAGGACUAGACAGAAAUGAAUGGAUUUUGUUAUUAUAUCAGAAUGUAUUUGUGAAGAACCUGUUUAUGAUAGUACUAUGCUGUAUAUCCCUUAUACUGUAUUCAUUCAUGCAUUAACUUGAAUUAAUUCAUUCACUUUUGAAGGGAAUGUUUGAAAUUACUGAUCUACGGAGGAGUAUUAGUAAGAAAUAAAACAGCAUGAAUUCUGAGAUUAAUGUCAGAAUUCUGACUUUAU